ACAACCAGUACAACUGCUAAAUUUCAGAACGACUAAAGAAAACUUGUCUUAUUUUGCUUAUGUGGGUGGAUAAAACUGCUGCUUCAAGGAAAAGAAGACGCCAUGAUGGCUCAUUUCUCUAUUUUGUGCGGUAGACGUACACAUUGUUACUCUCUAUGUAUCAUACAUACGAGCGGUUCGCUUAGAAAUUUUGUUGGCUGACGUUGGUUACGAGUUGACAGGAAAUUCUUUCGUUCGCGAAAGAAAUCAUGAACACUUCGCGUUUAGAGUUUUCCUCUCUAUUCGAGAUGCUGGCAGCGAGUGGCCUUUGUCCUAUGCCGUCGGAAAUCGACGUUCUCAACGAUUCGGCACCAUGCGACAAGGGCCUCCUAGUUGUCCUGCAGCAGCUUGAAGCACUAGUGACUGGAGAUGUGACUCCAACCAUGCCAGAGUUUGAACCAUCAUCAAACUUCGUUGCAAUGCUGGCGAUCGGCUGGCUUGUGGCACGAGAAAAUGCCUUGUUGAUUCUGCUGCAAAGGAUCAUUUCUCCUGUAGGGACUGGUGUAGCCAAGAAGCAAGACGGUCAGCAGCAGCAGCAGCCUGUCCCUGCGGGGCUAGAGUCCUGUCGGCUGGCGUGGUCACAACUGUGCCUGAGCUUCAAGAGUCUUGCGACUGUUAUGCAGCAGCAUGCGUCCCUGCUGCACCGGACACAACAGUGGCUUCCCAGAGACAACGAGCAGCAGCGUGCACUGAAGGCUUACAUUCGUUGGCAGAAGGAAGAACAGACUCUGCUGUGGCAAGCACUGCUGGCACGCCACCCCCGCGGUUCCGCGGAGCUGCGGCAGUACAAGACUCUGCUGCAACACCGCCGCGACGACGGAAGGACGGUCGCGGAUCAGCUAACAAGCCUCGCCGAGCGUUGCCCGGGCUUCUGGCCCUGACCGGGCACGAGGAAGCCUUUUCAUCCCGAAGACAAGACAGUGAGACACUCCAUUUCAGCAGCUUUGCUGCAGAGAGUUGGAUGUUUUUUUUUUCCCUUUUUUUCUUUAUUCCAUUUUAUUAAGUGUCUCUAGCAGUGAUACAACAGUUUACAACAAUAAAAAAAAUAAUGGUUUGCAGCAGCUUAA
Messenger RNA from Dermacentor albipictus, 1106 nucleotides. RefSeq lists its product as uncharacterized. The record is from RefSeq and is a predicted model, not a curated record. NCBI's taxonomy places the organism in Eukaryota, Metazoa, Arthropoda, Arachnida, Ixodida, Ixodidae.